This is a messenger RNA of Photinus pyralis (common eastern firefly), 611 nucleotides long. RefSeq lists its product as uncharacterized. Bases 105 to 527 code for a protein of 140 amino acids. Gene Ontology annotation, molecular function: odorant binding. The transcript has 2 exons. The record is from RefSeq and is a predicted model, not a curated record. Lineage: Eukaryota; Metazoa; Arthropoda; Insecta; Coleoptera; Lampyridae.
AUUAUUAUGAUAAGCUAAAUGAGACAAAGCGCAUCUAUAUAAGUAGGUUAUCGUGUUUACCAAACUUAAUUGUAUACAAAAAUUAGUAGGUAUACUCAUACAAAAUGCGCGUUGCACUCUUGUGUUUCUUAUUGGUCUGUGCCAUUCUUCAGGCUUCAUCUGUUGAAUAUCCUGAACAAUUUCACGACGAACACAGUAUCGCAUGCACGAAGAAAUUAAAAAUGGAUAAAAGUGAUCUCAAUAACAUUAUGGACGAGAGCUUUGACGUCUAUCAGAAUCCGACCGCUCGCUCCUACAAGAAGUGUAUCUUCGAGGGGAUGAAUUUGGUGAAGGAUGGGGAAUUCGUAAGAGAAGCGACUGUAAAUUAUAUUGCUACGAAGGUUGUUCCGUUUUACAAGCCCAACGUCCACGAUCCCGCCGUGGAAGCCGGAAAGGCGUACGACCGGUGCGAACACGUCGAAGGUGGAAAAGAUGGAGAGAGGAUAGUCAACUUUAUUAACUGCGUUAAUGCGGAGCUCCGAAAAUAAUGACUCAUACACAAGUUGUUACAUUGUAAACUGUAACCAAAUAAAUUGGAUCACUAGGUGCAUAUUAUACUAGUUAGGCCCGGU